AUGAUUAUAUUUGAUGGGGAGAAGUAUUCCUGUGUCUCUUGCAUUCGGGGACACAGAUCCACUACUUGCAAACACAGCAAUCGGAUGCUUGUCAAAGUGCGAACAAAAGGGCGGCCUUCAGCAAAAACCAUACGCAAAGUCAUUCUGGUUGAUGCCAGUUCCCAAGUCAAUAAUAGUCCAAUCCUAGAAGAACAGUCAUCUACAUCUUGUUGCUCGUCGUCUCGAUCUCGAUCACCGCGCUCUUGCACAAAAAUGAACAAGCAGCCAAUUCUAUUUCUACGCGCUAUGAGUACACAAAAGGCAUUCUUAGUAGAUGGGGCUUUAAAAAUUGUGAUAGAAGAUAAAGAUACAACUUCUCAAGGCGAGAUGAAACUCGUUUCUGAGAGAGAUUAUUUGCUAAACCAUCUUAAAAUUCCUACCCCUAACCUACCAAAAGAGCUUCAUUCCCAUUACGGAGUUCAAAGUGAUGGAAAUUUGUCUUCGUUUAUGGAGCCACUACAUCACCAGGGUCCUUUAAUUAAUACACAGCCUGUCAAACAAGAAUUUGCCGAACUUGACUUUCAACAUCAGAUUGACCGAUGCGUGGCUCCCCCAACUUACAAAAAUUCACAAGAACCAUACUUGGGUCCAUCUGUAGAAGCAGAUUAUACCAGUGCAGAGAUUCAUAACAAUUCUUUUGUGGAGCUUUUCACCCACAAAGGAGUUUAUUUGAGUACUCAAUGUAAUUGUGAAGAUGAUAACUGCCAAUGUGUUAAUUGCUUAAUACACAGGAAAGAGGAAGAGCUGGAGAGUUAUGUCAAACAGAGUGGUGUGCCAUUGUCAAACGUAGGUAAUGGCCGCAUAAGUUUUCCGGAUCAACAACCAUCUUCGGAUGCGCUCAUUUGCAAAUCGCCUGCACAUCAUUGCGAAACUCAAGAUUGUUUGCUGCACCCAGCAGAAAUAGUCCCAUUCAAUAACAUUUUCAUGUAUGGACUGGUAAACAUUUCCUUGAAACCAAAAAGUGUAAUCAAAUACAAGCACAAGCUAAUCCCAUCUCGGUUUUGGUGGAACUUGCUGAAAGAGGAGCUUCCCGUAAUGUCGCAAGAAGAAUGUGGAAAUUUUGAUCUUAUGCAAUGGUUCGAAAAUACCAUCCAUUCCUUUGAUAUGGAGAUUCCUAACGAAUAUGAUGGAGGGAGUUCGAGUUUGCAUGGCAUUGGAUUGAUGACAACUUCUUGA
Molecule: messenger RNA, 1215 nt
Organism: Lachancea nothofagi CBS 11611
Lineage: Eukaryota; Fungi; Ascomycota; Saccharomycetes; Saccharomycetales; Saccharomycetaceae
Source: the annotation of a GenBank genome assembly